AUGGCGGGNAGCCCGGUGUUCCCCGCGACAGCGAUUGGCAAUGAGCUGCUUGAUCCACGUGAUCCGUGCGUGGAAUGGCGGGAGUACUAUUCUUUGGAACUUAGCAAACCGUACUACCAUAAUGUUUUAAUGCAUACGACGACAUUUGAGGUGCCGACUGGCUUCCUAACACGCUUUCCAUUGUUUCACCGUCGCCACGGGCUUGGUGUCACUGAGGAGGGCCGUGUCUUCCGACGAGCUGCCGCCAGCAGUAGCGGUGAAUCGGGCAAUAGUUCGGCAGGAGGAGCUGAGGGCGCUGGCGGUGCGUCAGCAGCCCCACCCUGCGAAGGCGGGUCACCAGGUUCUUCGUCAUCAUCAACGGCGCCAUCGGGUGGUUCGCUCACGUUGAAGCAGAAGUUGGCAGCAUACGGCGGUGGUGGACUUAUUUUGUAUCUCAUUGUCCACAACGUGCUGCUUGCCAUGAUCUUCUUUUCGCUCUACUUCCUGCAUAUGGAUCUGGUAGGUUUCGCCCGAUCGUAUGGAUUUAAUAUAAUGAGUGAGAAGCCCGCACUCGCCGCUGAUGAGGACGGUGUUGCCCCUGUCAAGAAGUAUCCGUCGUUCUGGGCUACAUUAGGCAUUUCGAUUGUGUUGAACAAGAUGUUGGUGCCGCUGGAGCUUGCGGUGACGCUCAUGAUGGCGCCUGUUUUCGUCCCUCGUCUGCAGCCCUUUGCCUCUCAGUUCAUUCCGCGUGUUAAGGCCAUGGCGCGUAAUUUCAAAAUGGGCUGA
Messenger RNA from Trypanosoma grayi, 765 nucleotides. RefSeq lists its product as hypothetical. Bases 1 to 765 code for a protein of 254 amino acids. NCBI's taxonomy places the organism in Eukaryota, Euglenozoa, Kinetoplastea, Trypanosomatida, Trypanosomatidae. The transcript has a single exon. The record is from RefSeq and is a predicted model, not a curated record. Gene Ontology annotation, molecular function: protein binding.